Arthroderma uncinatum is the source of this 1899-nucleotide messenger RNA. Its product is annotated as DUF1446 domain-containing protein. Bases 1 to 1899 code for a protein of 632 amino acids. The record is from RefSeq and is a predicted model, not a curated record. NCBI's taxonomy places the organism in Eukaryota, Fungi, Ascomycota, Eurotiomycetes, Onygenales, Arthrodermataceae. The transcript is spliced from 3 exons.
AUGGCGACGAGACCCAUUCGCAUCGCAGGAGCGUCAGGCGCAGCGUCAGACCGCCGCCAUGCGCUAGCAGACUUCGCUCGUAACCAUCCACGCGACCCCAUCGACGUUGUCGUCCAGGACUACAUGAGCGAAUAUAACAUGUCUGUCGCUGCAGCACGACGCAUUAGCCGGUCUGAACACGCUGGUGGUAACGCUGGCAGUGAGCCGAGGCAUCGGUCUGCUCGACCAGCAUAUGAGGUUUCUUUUUUGGAGGCGCUGGAGCCCGCAUUGCUAGAUAUCGCGAGGUAUGGCAUUAAGGUCGUUACGAAUGCGGGCGUGGCAGAUACGGAGGCGCUGUAUCGUGCUGUCGCUGCCAUGGUGGAAGGAAAAGGGGUCCAACUUAAAGUUGCGUGGAUAUCUGGCGAUGAAGUGCUGCAUACAGUGAAAGACAGGCAACGAUCUGGUGCAGAAUUUAAGAAUAUAUAUACCGGUGAAGUAUUAUCACAGUGGCCGUUUGAACCCAUCUAUGCACAGGGAUAUCUAGGCGGCAUGGGAAUCGCGGCUGCACUUGGCCAGGGGGCUGAUAUAGUGGUCUGCGGCCGUGUUUCUGACGCUUCCCCUAUCAUUGGGGCCGCCUGCUGGUGGCAUCAUUGGCCACUGUCAGAUAUACAUAAGCUCGCCAAUGCGUUUGUCGCUGGCCAUCUUAUAGAAUGCAGCACAUAUGUUACCGGUGGCAACUUUACAGGGUUCAAGCAAAUUGAGGAUGCCCCUGGUGAUGAUGGCUGGAAGAGCCUUGGAUUCCCUAUAGCGGAGAUCUCAUUCGAUGGCGAGGUUGUCAUUACUAAACAGAACUAUUCAACCGGUGGUGCUGUGACGGUGGACACAUGCUCAUCUCAAUUGUUAUAUGAAAUUCAGGGGCCAGUGUAUCUCAAUUCAGAUGUCACCGCCAUAUUGGAUGAGGUGCACUUUGAACAACUUUCUGCCAACCGCAUUGCUCUAAGGGGGGUUAAGGCUGACCUCCCCCCGCCAACCACCAAAGUAGGUAUCACCGCUCGUGGCGGAUACCAAGCUGAAGUGGUCUACUUCUUAGUCGGCCUCGACAUAGCGGCCAAAGCAAGAAUGCUAGAGUCUCAGAUCCGCCACCUACUAUCUCCAUACUCCAAACACUUCACAUCCCUCACCUUCUCAACCCUAGGAGCUUGUCCAGAUGAUCCCCCGAACCAGAACAGCGCUACGACAGCGCUCAGAAUCCUUGCCCAGGCUCCACGGGCAGAAUAUCUAGCUUCCAGAUGCUUUGUGCGUCCAGUCACGGACUCCGUCAUGCAGUCUUACCCAGGAGCCACUUUCAACCUUGACCUAAGACAGGCCUUUCCUAAACCCGUCUUUGAAUAUUAUGUAACUCUCCUACCACAGGCAGAUAUUAACCAUCAAGCACAUCUCCCAUGGCUAAAUACGUCACUCCCUAUCGCCCCUCCACCAAACACUAAGCUCUACCAUAUUAACUUACCGUCAGCCACCACCACCACCACCGGCCCAGCCGACAUCCCCUCCGAUUUUGGCCCUACUACUCGCGGUCCCCUAGGAUGGCUCGUCCACGCCCGCUCGGGCGACAAAGGCCCUGAUGCGAACUGCGGUUUCUGGGUUCGCUCUGACUCUGAAUACGCUUGGCUACGCACCCUAUUAUCUACACGCAAGGUACAGGAGCUUCUGGGCGGGGAAUGGCGGGAUGAUGGGUCCAUGAGCAUUGAACGCUUCGAACUGCCCAAAUUGAGGGGAGUACAUUUCCUAUUUCGCAAUUUCUUGGAUCGGGGAGUAGCGGUUACGGCUACGGUGGAUUUUUUGGGGAAGAAUGUUGCUGAGUAUCUUAGGGCAAGGUGGGUGGAUUUGCCUGAUAAAUUUUUGAAUAAGGGCAGAUUAUAG